Peromyscus leucopus (white-footed mouse) is the source of this 2205-nucleotide messenger RNA. RefSeq names its product nucleoporin 35 (gene Nup35). The transcript has 9 exons. The record is from RefSeq and is a predicted model, not a curated record. Gene Ontology annotation, molecular function: single-stranded DNA binding; structural constituent of nuclear pore; phospholipid binding. The coding region runs from base 744 to 1688 and encodes 314 amino acids. Lineage: Eukaryota; Metazoa; Chordata; Mammalia; Rodentia; Cricetidae. Gene Ontology annotation, biological process: nuclear pore organization; regulation of DNA-templated transcription; NLS-bearing protein import into nucleus. Gene Ontology annotation, cellular component: nuclear pore nuclear basket; nuclear pore central transport channel; nuclear membrane.
UUUAAAAAAAAAAAAAAUGAUGUAGAGAAAAUCUCAAACAGAGUUAUAGAAAACAGCAUGCUUCUCACCAGCAGUUUUGUUUACUGUCAGCUCUUUUAACUACCCCCUGAACAUAUCAUCUCAAGGUAAAUUCCAGACAUCAUUCUUUCAGGAAUCGAGACCAGCCCCCAUCCCCGAAGUUGUCUCAUCUGACAGCUAUGACUUCCCUGAACCUUUAUAAUAUCUGAUUAAACCUAAAUGGUACUUGAACACAGGACAGGAAACAGAUUUUCACAUGAAAGUUACUUAAGUUUGGAAAUUACUGGAUACAUUUAGUUGGUUAAAAAACAAACAGGCAAAUCAGCCUAGUUCAUGUUUCAUUUGAUGUCUGGCUGUGCCCUCUCUGUCAGCUGUUCCCUGUAAUGAGUUCAUCAGCAAACCCUCAUGUUUCUGUUUAUUAUUAUUUAAAGACAUUUAGAGAUACAGCUGCUGUUAUUGUUUAUAGGGUCAAAAAACGCAGUACCAACUGUAGGUGUGUAUUUUUGUUGAGAGGAUACACUUUAAAUCAUGAAGCUGUUUUGGAGAUCAUUUGGCCUGGCCUGCUGUGAAGUCAUGUGGAUGCUUUAUGUGAUGUCACAGUCUAAGUAAAUGACAGCCCAGGAUAUAUCAGGUGCCAAAAGGCAGAGAUGAUAACACCGGCAUGAUGUUUCCUCCCUUUGCUCUCUGUCUGAAGAAGACAAAUUCCAUCUGUUUUCCAAAGUCUUAUGAAAGGAUCUGAACCAAUGAUGCUGGGUUCACCGACAUCACCAAAGACAGGAGUUAAUGCCCAGUUCUUACCUGGAUUUUUAAUGGGGGAUUUACCAGCUCCAGUAACUCCACAACCUCGAUCAAUUAGUGGCCCUUCAGUAGGAGUAAUGGAAAUGAGAUCACCUUUGCUUGCAGGGGGAUCACCACCACAGCCAGUUGUACCUGCUCAUAAAGAUAAAAGUGGAGCUCCACCUGUUAGAAGUAUAUAUGAUGAUAUUUCCAGUCCAGGACUUGGAUCAACACCUUUGACUUCAAGAAGACAGACAAACAUUUCAGUGAUGCGGAGUCCUCUUGUUGGAGUUACAACUCCUGUGACUGGACAAAGCAUGUUUAGUCCAGCAAAUAUUGGCCAACCACGAAAGACAACACUCUCUCCUGCCCAAUUGGAUCCUUUUUAUACUCAAGGAGAUUCUCUGACUUCAGAAGAUCACCUCGAUGACACUUGGGUGACUGUGUUUGGGUUUCCACAAGCAUCUGCUUCUUAUAUAUUAUUACAGUUUGCACAAUAUGGGAAUAUCUUAAAGCAUGUGAUGUCCAACACAGGCAACUGGAUGCAUAUUCGUUACCAGUCUAAAUUACAAGCCCGGAAGGCCUUAAGCAAAGAUGGGAGAAUAUUUGGAGAAUCCAUCAUGAUUGGUGUCAAGCCAUGUAUAGAUAAAAGUGUCAUGGAAAACAGUGACAGAGGAGCCUUGUCAUCUCCAUCUCUAGCCUUUACACCACCAAUCAAGACCUUAGGCACUCCAACACAGCCCGGAAGCACUCCCAGGGUUUCUACCAUGAGGCCUCUUGCUACAGCAUACAAGGCCUCCACCAGUGACUACCAGGUUAUUUCUGACAGACAAACACCAAAAAAAGAUGAAAGUCUUGUGUCCAGAGCGAUGGAGUACAUGUUCGGCUGGUAGUCCAGUAGUACGAGCUGGACUGGGCCCCUUAGCGGAGGACUGCCGCUUCCUUGGGUUAGUUCUAUAACCGUCUACGGCAGGGUUGGAGAGCUGUCUCAGCUAAGUCUGUCUUUUACAGCCUUUGUUUCGGAAACAGCCCGUUUGUGGCUUGCACUUUAAAAGAUGGCUGAAACACACCUGAGGAAAAGAUUGUCCGAUAGCAUCUUGUGCUUUCUGUGAUAUAGUGCAUGCUUGGCGCCUGGACAGCAUUGACUGCAGGAAAGGAAAUGAUGGAGUUUGAAGUGAGUCUCGUUAGCUUUCCUGAGGAGAUGGAUGAAUUUCAUGGAGAGCAACCACUACUUCACCAUACAUCGUGAUUACAAUUAGCGAUUUGAAUUAUGGUCUUUAAUUUUAGAUGGUAUUUAAUAUCUUGAUUUUUUUUGUAUGUGUCUUGUGGAUUGUCAUCUUCUAUGUUCUUUUUAAAAACCACCGACUACUAAGGUUUCUUAAUAAACUUUGUCAGUUUUUAUGUGCUGAA